Messenger RNA from Monoraphidium neglectum, 639 nucleotides. RefSeq lists its product as hypothetical. The transcript has 6 exons. The record is from RefSeq and is a predicted model, not a curated record. NCBI's taxonomy places the organism in Eukaryota, Viridiplantae, Chlorophyta, Chlorophyceae, Sphaeropleales, Selenastraceae. Gene Ontology annotation, molecular function: peptide-methionine (S)-S-oxide reductase activity. The coding region runs from base 1 to 639 and encodes 212 amino acids.
AUGGUCUGGGCCCAGCCCGCCACUGUCCCCGCGCUCGCCACCGCCGCGGCCCGCGCUCUGUCGUCCGCCCUGCUGGCCGCCGCCGUCCUCGUCACCCCGGCCGCCGCGCUCGCCGACGAGGCGCCCGCUGCCGUCGCUGCUGCAGCAGCAAGCGAGGCCGCUGCGCCGGCAGCGCCUGCGUUCGGCCGCAAGGCCCCAGCGGAGACAGUCUAUUUCGGCAACGGCUGCUUCUGGGGCCGCCAGAAGGACUUUGUUGAUGCUGAGAAGGCGCUGGGCCGGACGUCACCCGCUGACAUCAGCUCCCUCGUGGGUUACGCGGCCGGCAAGAAGACUGGCCCCGGCGACAAGGUGUGCUAUUACUACAGUGACCCCCGCACCAUCUACGAAAAGCUGGGCCACGCGGAGGUGGUGCAGGUGGCGCUGACGCAGAGCGACGAGGAGCAGCAGCGGCAGGAGUUCAGGACGUUUGCUGACACCUACUUCCGCCAGUUCCAGCGGCUGCGCAAUGGCAAGAUGCAGCGGCUGGACCCGCAGGACUCGGGGGCGGGCUACAGGAACGUCGUGGGCAUCCCUGGGGGUGUCAACUCCCCGCUCUUCAAGGGCCAGGAUACGACCAUUAGUCGUGGGCAAGUCUUUUAA